AAACUUCUCAGAUUCAGAGAUCUAGAAAAUUACAUUACACAACGACAAAGAAAAAACAAAACUAUAAUAUUGGUUGUCAUUUUCAUGAAACAACUUCAUCUUCAUGUCAUGUUUUUGACAACAUGCGUGAAUGCGUUUAUUGUCGCGCUGCACUUUUUCCUACUGAAACUCAAGGAGCGUCUGACACCGCGGCCUUGAUAGAAUUAUUCGUUAGGCAUGAUAAUGUGAGUAAAGAUUUUCAUAAGAAUAUUAGAGCUUACAACAACGCUUUCGCGUUCACUUCCAUGGGUAUCAAGUUAGAUAAACAUCUUGCAAAUAUGCAAGGUGGAAUCUACCAUUCAAUAAGAUUACUUAUUCCAGUUGAUGAUAUUCCAAAAUUCCUCCAACUAUACAUUUAUGAUACCGAAUUCGAAACAACCAACAGACUUAUUAUCAUGCCCCGACUUUGUCAAGAUACAUUAGAAUUUAUUAAAACAUUACUAAACCAGUUGAAUCCUUUUAUAGCGAAUUUUUACUUGAUUUCUUCUUGCAGUAAUAUAACCAACCUUAGUCUUUAUAUUAAAGCCGAUUACGGCUUAGACCAACGUAUUUACAAUAUGCCAACAGCUUCGCAAGUCGCAGCUAUAUGGAUAGAGAGUAAUAAUCCUACAAAUAAUACAAAACGUGAAAUGAUUGGAAGAAUAUACGCAGUUAACCCGAUCGAAGAAGAAUGCUAUUAUUUACGUAUACUUCUAAACAACAUUAAAGGUGCUAUGUCAUUUGCUGACUUAAAAUUAGUAAAUGGCUAUUUGUGUUCAACUUUUAAAGAAAGUGCAAUGAGACGAAAUCUAAUUGAAAAAGAAACAAUAUACAAUGAAACCAUGCGGGAAGCCACUCAAUUUCAAAUGCCCUUUUCAUUAUGA
Molecule: messenger RNA, 902 nt
Organism: Racocetra fulgida
Lineage: Eukaryota; Fungi; Glomeromycota; Glomeromycetes; Diversisporales; Gigasporaceae
Source: the annotation of a GenBank genome assembly